Phyllostomus hastatus (greater spear-nosed bat) is the source of this 1319-nucleotide messenger RNA. RefSeq lists its product as uncharacterized. The transcript is spliced from 6 exons. The record is from RefSeq and is a predicted model, not a curated record. Lineage: Eukaryota; Metazoa; Chordata; Mammalia; Chiroptera; Phyllostomidae. Bases 45 to 1196 code for a protein of 383 amino acids. Gene Ontology annotation, molecular function: protein binding.
CUCCGGGCACCGCCUCCGCUCUUUGCUCCCGCCGCUGGCGCGCGAUGGAGACCGGGAGCUGGUUGCUCGGCAGCGAGUUCGAGGAUUCGGUGUUUGAAGAGGGGCGGGAGCGGCGGUCCGGACCGCCCGCGUCCUACCGCGCCAAGUUCUGCGAGCCGCAGUGGUUUUGCGAGGAAGCGGAGAGCAGUGACGACGCUGAAGCUCUAACUAUCAAGAAAUUCAGAGGGGACCUGGCCUACAGACGGCAGGACUACCAGAAAGCCCUGCAGGAAUAUUCCAGUAUCUCUGAAAACCUGCCACCGACGAAUUUUGCCAUGAAAAGGGACGUGCAGGAAGGCCGGGCCCGGUGUCUGGUGCGCCUGGGGAGGCACGCGGAGGCCCUGGAGAUCGCUGCGGACUUGGAGACCAGAGCGACCAACACCGACCACUUAACCACCGCGCUCCUCCUGCAGCUCGCCGUCCGGGCGGGUGGGCCGGGCUCGUGGGCCGCCGUCUUCUGCCUGCAGAAGCUGAUUUCUCUGCACCCUUUCAAUCCUUGGACCUGGGGCAGGCUGGCCGAGGCGUACCUGAGUCUGGAGCCAGACCUCUCGGCGUCACCUGCGUCAUCAUACACACAGAACAGCCACACCUCAAGUGACGAAACGACCAACUCCUCCUCCCCACACUCAGGAAAAGACUGUCUUUUGUGUUGCCCUGAGACGUUGCCUGAGAGCCCUGUGUUUUCCAUGGAAACGAGCAGCCGGAAUAAGCAGGGGAAUGAGAACGCUCUUCCUAGUGUUCAGGACGCUGCAGCCGCAAAGAGGGAAGCAGCGUUGCUAGAGACUCGGGUGAAAGCGUGUGCCUCUCUCAUACGAACCAGGCUUUUGCUUCAGCUCUCCCAGUCUCAGCAAACAUCCUUCGCUCUGGAGAGGAACCUGAGGACCCAGGAGGACAUUGAAGAUAAAAUGAAAGGGUUCAGCUUCCACGAAGACACUUUGCUGCUGAUAACGGAGGUUAUGGGAGAAGACAUCGUCCCAGAAAAAAUAAAGGAGGAAGUUCACAGCGAGGUGAAGUGCGUGGGCUCUGCAGCCCUGAGCGCUGUGGUGUUGAUUGCAUCUUCGAAAGAAUUUGAAGACAAGUGGUUCGGGAGGAUCAAAGACCACCUCUGUUCCUCGGAACGUCAGCUCCACGCACAGAUGCCAAUCUCCGCUCCGUAGCCCCCCGGAAAACAGGACAUCCAGCACGGCUCCCUGUCCUUGUGGACCUCAGAGAGAAUCCGCUAAUCAUGGCUAAUCAUGGAAUAUAGUGGACUGAACACGAUUAUUUAUAAAAAUGGCUUA